Coccinella septempunctata (seven-spotted ladybird) is the source of this 397-nucleotide messenger RNA. RefSeq lists its product as uncharacterized. Lineage: Eukaryota; Metazoa; Arthropoda; Insecta; Coleoptera; Coccinellidae. The record is from RefSeq and is a predicted model, not a curated record. The coding region runs from base 1 to 366 and encodes 121 amino acids. The transcript is spliced from 2 exons.
AUGAAUAUUAAAAAGUACCUCGGGCGUCCAGACGACCACCUGCGACCGGGCGCAGGCGUCGGCCUCGGGGUGAAAAGCGUGGAAAGCGCCGCGUUUUCAGUACCUCCCGUCUGUGUUAUCUCGAGGCCGCGACAGGCCGGGAAAUUCUCCGAGAGCGUUGACGACGCGACGCGGCAAGUUUCACCGGUUAUCGGCGCGUGUUUUUGUUCGCGAAGUGAUAGGAGGGCAGUUUUUGGCGAAUAUUGGGUUUUCCGGACUUGUAGGAUUUGGCUGGCAGCAGAAGCUGACGCAUUGUUGGACUUGAUUCAAAGGACAAAGCAGCCACCGGAAUAUCCACCCCUGAUGAAGACAUUCCUAAAGGUUUAAUUUCCCAUCCUCGCAACAAUUUACAACCGGC